Molecule: messenger RNA, 1726 nt
Organism: Tupaia belangeri chinensis (Chinese tree shrew)
Lineage: Eukaryota; Metazoa; Chordata; Mammalia; Scandentia; Tupaiidae
Gene: PRR15L
Product: proline rich 15 like
Exons: 2
Coding region: 581-883 (100 amino acids)
Source: RefSeq, a predicted model, not a curated record
CAGCGGGUGGGGAAACCAAGGCACAGUCCCCAGUCAGGGCACCCAGUUCUGCCUCUCUGCCUGGCAAGCCCAGUGGGGAGGAGAAACCCAGGCACACGGUCUCCUCUGGACCUAGUGUGGACCCAUCCUGCUGGUCUCUUGGAGGCAAUCCAGGCCUCCAACAGAGCUCCUGCUGGGAAAGUUUCACUCCAGAAAGUUUUCUAUUAACUCUUGCUGAACUGGAACCCACCCCGUUUGGCACCACAACCUGGAGUGUGUUUCUGGCAGGCUGGUGGGAACAUCUCCCGAUCCUACCCAGGGUACCCUAAUGCCAUUAAGAGCCCUGCAGAGAGAUGGGGGUGGGUCUUAGGUUUUAUCUUACAACAAGGGAGCUGGCUUGCUCUCCCCACCUCUCCGCCCUGCCCCAGUCAAUGGUUAACUUGUCCCAGCUUAGAAGGGGCCUGACUCAGUCUGGGCAAAGCCAUUUAGAUCAGCCCACAGACCCCAGCUGGGGUGGAGGGGCCUGACUUGGGGCACCCAUGUGCAUGCCACGGUGCUGGCCACCAAAGCAGAAAGCCCCACCCUCGGCUCAGGGAGCGCCAUGACAGAAGUUGGCUGGUGGAAGCUCACCUUCCUGCGGAAGAAGAAAUCCACCCCUAAGGUGCUGUAUGAGAUCCCUGAUGCCUAUGCCCCAACAGAAGGAGGCGCGGAGACCCCACGGCCCGAGGCGGAGGGUGCCAACAGUGACUUUAACACGCGCCUGGAGAAGAUUGUGGACAAGAACACAAAGGGCAAGCAUGUCAAAGUCUCCAAUUCUGGCCGCUUCAAGGAGAAGAAAAAAGUUCGAGCCACGCUUGCAGAGAACCCCAAACUCUUUGAUGACCACGAGGGCAAAGGACAGUGACGGGGACCCAGGGGGCAGCUAGCACCCCCAGCUCCCUGCCAUCUGCUGGAUCUGAGACAGGAGCUGGCCACGCUGGCCUCUUCGGCCAUAGCUGACACGUGGGGGCAGCCCAUGCUGCUGGCAGGAAAUGUCUGGUCUGUAGGUUUGUAUUUCUGGGAGGCCCAGGGUCUUCCUGCCCUCCCCUGACCACGCACAAAGGCAGCUUCAGUUCAAGGAUGCGCUCCCCCCAGGAAGCAUGCUUCAGUCCUCCUGAAACAAUGGCAGAACCAGCAGGGAUUGGGCACCGCAGAGAAUGGAGAGUAGGAGCCAGACAGGCUUCACCUGUCCCCAGACUCAAGGUCAAGGGCGAUUUGAAUUGCCGUUCCCUCUAAUUUCUCUGCUUUGUUCCCUGGACGAUCCUGAGAGCACGUGUUCCCCACGUGAGUGGGGCGUGGGCUCCUCAGAGCAGAGGCGGAGGCUCUGAACUUGAGCUCACCUAGUAGCAGCGGUAAACUUCCUGGAACGUUGCCCCCAGGUAUGGAGGGGACAGAGGACCCUGGAACUCCAGGGAGGUGCGGCAGAGGCCAGCUUAGCAAUGCUGUGGGCUUCUGCUUUGGUCACCGCUUGUGUGGACGCCAAGUCUCAGGUCCUUGAAGGAAAGCUACGUUGGCCCAAAGGCUCAAACUGGGGGAGUGGGUGGGGAAGCGUUGGUGGGAGCCCACAGCAGCCACUUUCCUCCCCUCCUUCUCCUAGUAUUUAAGAUGGAUCAGCCCCAGAGUGUGUCCUGGAGCCUCGAAUUUUGUUUUAAACAAAACUGUAGUUUCUCUCUUUGUAAUAAACAGGGCUGUCAAAGCAGAGGACCGA